GAUCGCUCAGCCCAGCCCAGCUCACUCUCCAUCUCCCUUUAACCGCAGAUCACACACAUCAGUCAGUAUCUCUCUCCGACUCUCACCAGCUUAUCACCCUGCCAGUAAAUAGCACACACACACAGGCUCUGUAUAACAGUAAGAGAUACAUCUACAAACCAAAAGCCAAGACACAAAACGAAGCAGGCUGCUGUCGGAGUCCCUCAUCCUUCUUUCGGUGAGGAUAAUUGUCACCUUCUCCUCGGAGAUGAAGUGAAGAGUUUGCAGAGGUGACUGAAUGGAAAAGUUUUAAGAGGGUUUGUUUUGGAAACCCCCAUCCCUUCCUCCCAGGGACUGAGGAGGGGUACAAGUCUGCCCAGGUUAAUGAGACAAGAGGAUUCUGAGGAAGUGAAGAGAGCGUGGCGUUGCUGAUAAUCUUCAGCCUUGAAGACCAGCACAAGAUGCCGCUGCUGCUGAUGUUGGGAGGAUUUAAAAUCGAGGAGUGUCACUGAAACCUUUGUGUUUAGAGCAAGACAAGAGAUGCUUGAGGACAAUCCUGGGAAGUUACCAACUCUACGCAAACUCACAGAAGACAUUCUUCAAAGCUGUUGGUUUUGUGUGAUAACAGAAGUAAUGGGCAUCUUUUAGGUCAUUUUCAAUUUGCAAGACCGAGGUAUUCAGACGGAUGACUGGAAACUACUUACAAAACAUGGGCAAGUGGCUAAUUGUGCUGGCUGUGUGCCUGAUAACAAUCUGCGGACAGGUCAGCCUGGCCUCAACCCAUCAUCGAAGCCACUCAGUUGUUCAUGUUAAAGCGGGCACAUGUGAAGUGAUCGCUGCGCAUCGCUGCUGUAACAAGAACAAGAUUGAGGAACGCUCACAGACUGUCAAGUGCUCCUGCUUCCCUGGGCAAGUAGCAGGAACAACACGGGCAGAUCCAUCGUGCGUUGACGCCUCGAUUGUUGUCCAGAAGUGGUGGUGUCACAUGGAACCAUGUUUGGAAGGUGAAGAGUGCAAGGUUCUCCCAGACCUGAGUGGCUGGAGCUGCAGUACUGGAAACAAAGUCAAAACCACCAAGCUACUUAUGUCCGAACGGGAAUCUCCUUGGCUCCCAAAGGGACGUCAGAAAUGACAAGGAAACCCAAGGCACUACAUGGGAGAGAAGGAUGCAUCAAAAGGACCCUGGUGAUGGGUAAAUACAGGCUGCAAUGGACUCCUCUUGGUCAUACCCUACUAAGGCCGCUGGACACUGGGUUCAUCAAAAGUUCAGCUUCCUUCCAGCGCAAUCAACCUGACACAAGAGAAAGAGAGACCUCCCUCCUCCAGCUUUGUCAAAAAGGCACGUGCUCCCCUCUCCCUUUGCCCUGUCCUUUGUCUUCAAAGCAUCUCAGUUCACACCAGUCUUCAUGUUAAGCAUCUUCAAAAGGAAAGAUAAUGAGUCGACUGAAAGAAAACUUUGGCUUUUGUUUGCCUCUUUGCAUCCAAUUCCAGACAGCGACCACAAUCUUCUGGUUUCAAACUGCUUGAAGUGUGAGUCUCCCUGGAGCAAUGCCAUUAACCACCAUGGCGAGGGGGGGGUGGUAACUGAACAGCAAUAUUUCCCCAAGGCACAGGCUGUAUGGGACGUGGCUGUAAAUGCUGAAGCUUGGAGUUUAGCAGAUGACUAACCAAUACCAUUGCACAGGAAGGUGAUUUAACAAUUCCCCAUUGGCUACACCUGACUGACUCCAAUUCAUGGCUCCCUCUGAAGGCUUUUACUGAACAGUGUGCUGAGCCGGGCUUACUGCUGUACGCUUCCUGGAAUCCUUCAUCUUUUGGGAUCAGAAGCCCUGGGCUCUUUGUUCAAUUGCUCCAUCAUUUACUGACACUGCAGAAAUGCUCAUCUGUAUUUUUAUCAGGGGCCUCCCUGAUUGGCUCCUUGUGACUCUGUAGCCAAGAUUGAGGAAUGAAAACUAACCAGAUCUUAUGACCUUCUGUAAUCCCCUCAGUUAGAUUGUAUCAUAUCUGUACAAAUUCAGAGUCAAUACAUGUUUGUGUCUGAUAAAGAUAAUGCCUUGUGUUUUCACUUUCUUGCUGUUGGUUUCUAACUGCGGUUACUCUCUGAUCAGACUUUACUGAGCAAAGAUCUGUGGCAGCUAUUUCUGUCCUGGGUACAGCACUGAACUGACUCUCAUCAAAGUCAUGAUUGACAUCCCUUCCUGUGGGUCUAACUCUGAGUCACUCCCCCCUUAUUGGUCCAGGUGGCACACAGAAACAGAACCUGCUGGAGAAACUCAGUAGGUCCAGCAGCGUCUCUGGAAAGAGAGGGCAGAGUUUACAUUUCAA
Stegostoma tigrinum is the source of this 2304-nucleotide messenger RNA. It is a transcript of the gene tafa3b, whose product is annotated as TAFA chemokine like family member 3b. NCBI's taxonomy places the organism in Eukaryota, Metazoa, Chordata, Chondrichthyes, Orectolobiformes, Stegostomatidae. The record is from RefSeq and is a predicted model, not a curated record. Gene Ontology annotation, molecular function: receptor ligand activity. The coding region runs from base 665 to 1111 and encodes 148 amino acids. The transcript has 6 exons.